This is a messenger RNA of Diorhabda sublineata, 8885 nucleotides long. RefSeq names its product cold shock domain-containing protein E1 (gene Unr). Bases 584 to 3379 code for a protein of 931 amino acids. The transcript has 13 exons. Lineage: Eukaryota; Metazoa; Arthropoda; Insecta; Coleoptera; Chrysomelidae. Gene Ontology annotation, molecular function: nucleic acid binding. The record is from RefSeq and is a predicted model, not a curated record.
UGGGUUAUCACAAAAAAUAUUUAUCAAAAACUCACACUGUCACAAUUAAAAGUCGAAACUCUUUUGACGGUUUUUGUUUUUCUCCAGCAUGUUGACAUUCAACAUGGCGGCAUGUCGUCAGUGCUGUGCUGUGUCGUGCUUGUGUAACUAAGAACCUCGAAAUUUAGCAUAGAAAAUUUGAAGUAACAAGUAUACAGCGCAACUACGGGCCUUGAAGAAAAUUAUGAGCAUUAUAGCACAAAACGCACCCAGCACGCAUUGAAGACAUCUGAGGAUUUUUUAUUUAAUUUUUCAUACGUUUCAUACAAAUUUUGAGUGACUGUGAGUUGUAAUUUUUUAUACCAUUGGAUUGUCUUUUUUUCACUUGAUAUAUUGUGAACUUGUUGGUAAUUGAGUAUAUUGUGAAUGGAAUCAUUUUGAAGUGGGUAAUUUUUUGAUGAUUCGGCUGCCAUAAUUGACUUUGGGGGUAUUUAUUAAAUAAAUACUGUUUUUUUAAACCAUUCUGUGAUAUUCACUACACUUAAGAAACGAUAAAAGAAGUGCAAAGAUUAAAAAGAAGAAGCAAAAAACCAUUGUACCAAAUAUGUCCACGAAUCCUCAGUGGAAAAACUUCCAGCCGCCCCCUGACACCAUCACUCAGGAUACUAGCAUCAUGGAUUUUAAACCUAUGGCCAGUACUGGCAAACCUUCUCAAGCAUUCAACUUCACUCGAUCAACGUCAUCUUCUCGUUUCGGAGAUUUUCCGUUGCUGCAAGAAAAAUCGUUACAACCUUACAACAACGGUUUAUAUGGCUCCUCGAGUACCACACAUACAUCGCCCCGUUUUCCCAUCGGUACUUUCUCCUUAGACAGCACCAAUAAUGUCUACAACAGCAGUGGUGAUAAUUCAUUGAAUAAUACCAGCAUCUUCUCGAAUGGAAACAAUACUAGUACUAGCUACAACAAUGAUUCUUCUAAUUCCUCUAAUUUGGGUACUAGAGAAACUGGAAUUAUUGAAAAACUUCUGCACUCGUACGGGUUUAUUCAAUGCUGCGAACGCCAAGCGCGUCUCUUCUUCCAUUUUAGUCAGUUUAGUGGAAACAUAGAACACUUGAAAAUUGGGGAUCCUGUCGAAUUUGAAAUGACAUACGACAGACGUACCGGAAAACCUAUUGCAAGCGCAGUUACGAAAAUUGCCCCAGAGGUAGUUAUGAGUGAGGAACGUGUGACCGGUACGGUAACUACAGAAUUGAGGUCUGCUGAGGGUUCGGCUGGUGACACCACUGGAAGAAUUAGUUAUGAAAAUCGAGGAGAAUGCUUCUUCUUGCCUUACACCAAAGAUGAUGUCGAAGGAAAUGUAACAUUAAGAUCUGGAGACAAAGUUAGCUUUCAAAUUGCAACCAACAAUCGAGGAAACCUUGGUGCCUGUCACGUUAGACUGGAGAAUCCUGCUCAUCCUGUUAAAUAUCAAGGAGUUGUAUGUUCGAUGAAAGAGAGCUUCGGUUUUAUAGAAAGAGCGGAUGUAGUAAAAGAAAUAUUUUUCCAUUUCUCUGAAGCGAAAACCAAAGAAGAAUUGAGAUUAGGUGAUGAUGUAGAAUACAUAAUUCAAACAAGAAAUGGAAAAGAGGUGGCUUGUAAUAUCACCCGUUUACCACCCGGUACUGUCAUAUUUGAAGAUCUGAAGGCGGAUAUAAUGAAAGGACAAGUACUGAAACCUAUCGAUCGAGGACCACGUAAUCCUAACGACGCUUUACCGGGUCGAAUCAGGUACCGGGCAGCAGAUCAUUCAGAAGUCGAAAUAUCUUUCAGCGAAAAAGAUCAAAUGGGAGAUUUUACUCUACGUCACGGUGAUUGGGUACAGUUUCAAAUAGCUACCGAUAGAAGGGAUGCUUUGGAUAGAGCAACUCACAUCAUGUUAUUGGACGAAAGCUUCAAAGUAUCGGGCGAGAAAAGAGAACAAGGUGUAGUGUGUUCUGUAAAAGAGGGAUUCGGUUUCCUGAGGUGUGUCGAGAGGGAGGCGAGGCUGUUUUUCCAUUUUAACGAAAUAUUGGACGUCGAACGUACCAACGAGGUGCAAGUAGGCGACGAGUUCGAGUUCACUGUCGUUCAAGAUCAGACGAGCUCGGGCAUGUUUUCAAGCAAUCGACAAAGUGCCAUUAGAAUGAAAUGGUUACCGCCAGGUACUGUACAGUUUGAAAUAAGAAUAGAAAACGACUUAACGGGUAUCGUGACAAGUGACUUACCGUUGAGCAACUGGAACAACAGAAGCCCUACGAAGAAUCAAAACGGUUUGACCGGAGAAAAUAGCAAUCCAGAAUGUGGAUUGAUCGGUUAUAGCAUCAGUGGAAUUAAAAAGACAAUUUCCUUUUAUGCUAAAGACUGCAAUCCAAAACAAAUACCAAGAGUUGGAGAUAAGGUUCAAUUUAAUAUCAAUCAAGUGAAGAGGAACAAAGAAUUUAUAGCAGUAGAUGUACAGAUAGUUCAACCCGCUAACCAAACCAAUGGAAUUAAACACGUAAUAACAAGAAAUAACGGUGCACAAGUUUACCAAGGAUUCAUAGCAGCAUUGAAAGAUGGUUUUGGUUUUAUUGAAACAAUGCAACAUGAUAAAGAAGUUUUCUUCCAUUUUAGUAAUUUCGGGGGCGAAUCUAGUAGUCUAGAUUUAGGUACUGAAGUGGAAUAUAACUUAGGUACCCGUGGUAAUUCCGGUUCUUGUUCUUCUGCCGAGAACGUUAAAGUUAUUCCAAAAGGUACCAUUACUCUACCGGAAUAUCAAGGAGAUAUACUAGAAGGUACCGUCGUGAGACCUUUGCGAUCCGUAAACCCCGAUCAGAAUGAGUACUCCGGACUUAUCAGAACGAAAAGUGAAAAUCACAAUGAUAAAGUGGAAGAAUACGAAUUUGGAAUUAUGGGAUUGGUUAACAAAAGAGAAUUGUUACAGGUUGGUGAUCACGUUCAAUUCCAGGUCGAUACCACCGGCAGAGCUGCUAACAUAGUGGCCGUGAGGAAAAAACUAAAAGCUACAGUCGAUGCCAUCAAAGGUCAUUUCGGUUUUCUGGCUUACGAAGUCGAAGAAGGAAAAAAGCUAUUUUUUCACAUGACCGAAGUUAAAGAUAACGCCAGUCUACAAGUUGGAGAUACUGUUGAAUUUGUCCUCGUCACCAAUCAUAGAAGUGGAAAAUCCUCCGCUUGCAAUGUUGUUAAAGUCAGCAACUGCCAUUUGUAUUACAGUGAUGUCCAAGCCCGGCCAGAAAGACUAAUAAGUAGACUGCGAACCAUUUCGGUGGACGAUACAGGACCGAAACUAAUGGUGAUGCGUCAACCAAAAGGACCUGACGGCUCUAAGGGAUUCUCGUCUGAGGCACGCUCGAAUCGCAUACCCGGUGUCGUGCCUAAAUAAAAAAAUUAAUUCUUAAAGUAAAUUGCAUAGUCAAAUUCAUUUUUCAUUAUUGUCAUUUACAAAAAAAAACUGUAGGAUCUAACUUACUCUUGUCUUGUAGCAAUGGAGUUGGUUUAAUAUACUGUAUUAUAUAAAUUAAGGGAUGUCUAAGUAAGAACAAUAUUUUGCGGGUUCUAGACAAGAAUAGAUAGAGUAAUUUUGGAAGACGCCGUCCUUUUUAAUUUAAUUUAGACAUAAUUAUUUGUUGAAAUAUAAGAAAUCUAGUUUCAUUUUAAUAUAAAUACAAUAAAAAAACGUAAUCAUCAUGAAUGUCAUUUUAAAAAUAAUUUAACUUAUAGAGAAGUUGAUUAUAUUCAUAUUCAAUAACUAUACAAUGACAUUGUCUGAUCGUUCCAGCCGGAUAUGGAUCUAUAGAAGGUUUGAAAGACCAAAAAGUGUAAUUGUUAAUAUCGUUACUGCAUAUCUUCAACUAAAAUCGAAUUUUUUUUCUAAAAAGUUGCCAGUUGCUACUACGAGACUCACAGUAACAUGAUCUGGUUCUUCGAGCCGGAUAUUAAUCACAUAGAAGGCUCGAAGGACCAGAUAAUGUUAUUGUUAGUGCCGUUACUAUAUAUCUUCAACUAUAAUCGAGUUCGUUUAACGUUGAUAUGAAUUCUCUCUUUUCAACGCGAAAAUUUAUAUCGUUGCAAGUUUCUCCACAAUGUUUCACGUUGAAAUGGUUUAAAAAGCUCCUCCAGUCCUAAAUCUAAGGUAAUAGCACAAUUUUGGCUAAUUUGGUUGAUAAAUAUAGCAUCAAACUCCAAUUAUAGUGCGUUUUCACGAAUAUGUAUUUUAUAGUUUUGAAAUAAGAAAUCUAGUUAGAUUCUAAUAUAGAUACACUAAAAAAUCAUAUUAAAUUCUAAACUAAAAUUAACUUCAGGAAACAAUGAUAAUCAUUCUAAUAAACUGCAACAACACUCACAGUAAUUUUAUCUGGUCCUUCCAGUCGGAUAUUAAUCACCUAAAAGGCUCGAAGGACCAGAUAAUGUUAUUGUUAGUGCCGUUACUAUAUAUCUUCAACUAUAAUCGAGUUCGUUUAACGUUGAUAUGAAUUCUCUCUUUUCAACGCGAAAAUUUAUAUCGUUGCAAGUUUCUCCACAAUGUUUCACGUUGAAAUGGUUUAAAAAGCUCCUCCAGUCCUAAAUCUAAGGUAAUAGCACAAUUUUGGCUAAUUUGGUUGAUAAAUAUAGCAUCAAACUCCAAUUAUAGUGCGUUUUCACGAAUAUGUAUUUUAUAGUUUUGAAAUAAGAAAUCUAGUUAGAUUCUAAUAUAGAUACACUAAAAAAUCAUAUUAAAUUCUAAACUAAAAUUAACUUCAGGAAACAAUGAUAAUCAUUCUAAUAAACUGCAACAACACUCACAGUAAUUUUAUCUGGUCCUUCCAGUCGGAUAUUAAUCACCUAAAAGGCUCAAAGGACCAGAUAAUGUAAUUGUUAGUGUCGUUAUUGCAUAUAUUUUAUAAUCAAGUUCGAUGUAGAAAUGAAUUUCAAUUUUCAAAAAAAAAAACUCUUCAAUACCAAAAUUGCCAGUUUUAUCUCGAUGUUGCCAGUUGUUUCAUAUUGAAAUGAUGCUAAGUCUUAAAUCUCAUAAAAGGACAAUUUCGAAUAAUGUGGUUAAUAAAUCUUUCUCCAAAAUUCAGUUAUAGUGCAUCUUUAUUAAUUUGUAUUUGAUAGUGUUGAAAUAACAAUAUUCCGCUUACUUCUAAUAUAAAUACAUAUACUAAAAAAAUCAUCAUUACGUUAUCUUCAACUUCCUCAAACAAUUUAUACCGAACUACUACAAUAACGUUACCUGAUCCUUCAAGCCGAAUAUGAAUCUAUUUAAGGCUUGAAAGACCAGAAAGUGUAAUUGUUAGAAUUUAUAAAUUGUGUGUUACUUAAAUCAGAGUAAUAUAGUGAAAAAUAUAAUGAAAAUGAGUAUCUGUAAUGAUGUAAUUUAACGAUAAAUAUGGAUAAGUUUCGUGAGGGUCAAGUUAAAUUGAAUUCUUGUCUAGAACAACAUUUAACGGAGUAAAAUAACGAUCUAAACACAAUUUUUAUUCUAAUACUGUUGAAGACUUUGAAUGUGAACGUUUUGUUGUCGUUAACGAUUUUCAUUUUCUUAAUCGGUAAGGAAUAUAUAAAUACAUAGUUGUUACGUUACUAUUUUACCUCGUUAAAGUUUUAACAUCGCAACAAGUCUUAAACAAGGGCAAGGAACUAUUCGGUUAACAUAUACACCAAUACUAGUAGCUAAUAUUUAUACGUGUUAAAAUUUUGAACAAACAAAUAAAAUUGAAUGAAUUACGCUGCGAGAACACUGCUUAGAAACCAAAAAUAAAAAAUAUAUUAAAUGAUAAUCCAUUGACAAAUAUUAAAUACAAUGAAUUUACAAUUAGGAUACAGAGUUAAGGUAUUAGAGUAUAUAUGAUCUAGAGAAGACUGCAUCAGUAAGUAAACUGUACAUUAUAAGACCUUUUGUAAUUUUUAUUUAAACUUCCAUUUAGAUGUAACAUUAGUUUGCAGUCUGCCAGUACCCGCAACACUCUUCUUAUAAACGAAUCAUCAGUUUAUUUUUAUUUGCGAAUUUAUAAUAUACUUCUAGUGAGUAAUAAGUAAAUGGUGUGAUGCAGAGAGUGACUUGAGAUUCUCUGCGAGUUUAUCUUAUAGAUCUUCGGGUCAUUGUCUUUUUAGUAUUCUUUUCUUGCAGUAGGGGGUUGAUUUUUUGGUUGCUAUUGUUUGCAAGCAAUUUUUACACAGUGGAAUUACGAUAAGUCGAACUGCCAUGUGACGCAUAUAAAUUUCGAGUUAUCGAAAGUGAGUACUUUAUUUUAUCUACGUCCAUUCCCAUUGAAAUGAUUAAAAAGAAAAUUGAGUCCUAAAUCUGGGAUAAAAGAACAAUUUAUGUUAGUUCACAUGAAUUUGUGUUUCAUAUUUUUGGAAUAAGAAAUCUAGUUCGAUUUUAAUUUAGAUUCACUAAAAUAUCAUCAUUAUGUCAUUCAAAAACUAAAAUCAACUUUAGGAAACGAUGAUAAUGAUAUUAAUCAACUACACCAAUACAUAUAGUUCCAUUAUCUGGUCAUUCGAGCCGAAUAUUAAUCAACUAGAAGGCUUGACAGACUAGAUAAUGUGAUUUUUAGUGUGGUUACUGCAUGUCUUCAAUUAUAAUUGAGUUCUCUUUACUGUAACGAUGAAUUUCAGUUUUGAAUAACAAAAUUUUCCAAAGAAAUUGAUACAAACAUUAUAAUUUUCAAUGUUCAGCACCAAAAUUGCCUGUUAAUCAACGUUUUUUCACGUUGAAACGAUUUAAAAGGCUCUUAAUUUUGUUAUUAAAUCUAGUAUGAUACUUCAAUUAUAAUGCGUUUUCAUGAAUUUAUGUUUGAUAUUGUUGGAAUAUGAAAUCUAGUUCUAUUCUAAUAUAGAUUCACUAAAAAAAAUGAUCGUGCCAUUCUAGAACUUAAACAAACUUCAGGAAACGAUGAUCAUCAUACUAAACCACUACACCAACACUUACGGUAAUAUUUUCUGGUCGUUCGAGCCGGGAAAUAACUAGAAAUAGAAAGCUGCAAAUUGUUUUUUUGAUCUCGUUAUAACUAGUUUAUCUUUAUCAACACUUUUUCACGUCGAAAAGAUUUGAAGGACUCUUAAGUUCUAAGUUUGAGAAAAACAAUUUGGGAUAGUUUUAUUGACAAAUCUACCAUAAAACUUCAAUGAUAGUGCAUUUUCGUGAAUUUGUGUUUCAUAUUAUUGAAAUAUGAAAUCUAGUUUGAUUCUAAUAGAUAUUCACUAAAAAAAUCAUCAUUGUGUCAUUCUAAAACUGAAAUUAACUUUAAGAAAUAAUGAUAAUUAUAAUAAUUAACUACACCAACACUUAUAGUUCCAUUAUCUGGUCCUUCGAGCCGGAUAUUAAUCACCUAGAAGGCUUGAAGGACCAGAUAAUGUAACUGUUAGUGUCAUUACUGCAUAUCUUUAAUUAUAAUCGAGUUCGUUUUAAUGUAGAGACAAAUUACAAGUUUCUAAAUGGCAUUAAAAAACUAAUACAACCAUAAUUAUUCUCUCUUUUCAACGCUCAAAUUAUCAAUUUUUGGUCGACGUUGCCAAGUAAUCAACCAUGUUUGUGGAACAUUAAGGAAAAAGAACAAGAGGAGGAUUUUAUUUAUUGUAAUUUAUAAAUAAUGUUCAAAAAUUAAAGUUUUUCUUGCUAAUUUUCCAUCUUUUUAACGACUAGCCUUCCUUAAUCCGGCACUGUUUACUUGGAAAAGCCUAAAUGUGGAAAUUCCUAUUAAUUGUUCAAAUAACGCCUCCAAUACUUGAAAAAAUGCGGAAUAAGGGUUUAAUGUCAAAUUUUACUGUGUAUUGAGUUUAAUUCCUGAUGUUAUUAAGUCAAAAUUUCUCAAGUGGAACAACAUUUAUAAAAAGUUCAUUUAAUCAGCUUUCCUACUUACCCCUACCAGUUAUUUUAAUGGGACAGAGGAAAAAAUAUAUGGAUAAAGCUUUGAUAUCACAUUUUCUUGAAUAUUGAGCUUGCUUCCUGAUGAUAAUUAAGUUUUUCAAUAAAAUGAAGCAAAAGUUAUAAACGCUUUUAUUUAAUCAGCUUUCCCGCUCACCCCUACCAUUUAUUUUAAAGGUAAAAGUGAAAGUACACGGAUAAAGGUUUGAUACCAAAUUUCACUGAGCAUUGAGUUCCUUUUAUGAUGAUUAUUAAGUUUGUUAAUUAAAUGAGGCAAAAAUAACUAUUUUAUUUAGUCAGCUUCUCCACUCACUCGUACCUCGCAAAUUUUCGCUUUUUUUAACGACUAGCUCUCCUAAAUCCGGUACUGUUCACUUGGAAAAGCAAAAACGCGGCAAUUCCGAAUAAUUGUUCAAAUAACGCCUCAUAUAAUUACUCAAAUGUGGAAUAAACGUUUGAUGAUGAUUUUACUGAACAUUGACCUCAAUAUAAUAACUAUUUCAUUUAGUUUUCCCACUAACCAUUGAAAAAUUCCCCUAACGAUCAUUAUAAAAAUCUUAAAUAAAGUUUCCUUCCUGAUUAUAAAAAAAUUGUCAAAAUUUCUAAUGUGAGAUAAAAUUUUAUCUGGUCAGCUUUCCCACUCACUCCUAUCAGUUACAGAGGAAAAGUAGAGAAUUUGUCGCAUGUUUUUCUUCAUUAUAAUGGUUCAAAGUAUGGAAUAAAAAUUUUCAAUUAAUAUAUUUUUGUCUCAAGGGAUGUAUAUUUGUUUCUACACUAAGAAAAUUAAAAUACCUCAUGAAACACGAAAUAUGGAGCGAAAUAUGUUUAAAUAGAUUCCAAGCCAUUCAACGUAACUUCAUACUAAAAUAAUAUUUUGAUUGAUACAAAUUUCCAAAUUUUUUCUAAUUAAUUUCCGUUGAUGUGGGUACUGAGAUGCAGUUCUUGGAAAAAAACUACAAAACAUUGACUAAAUGUGGAUUAUCUAACUAUUUGUAAAUUGUUUUAAUUUUGAAGGAAAUAAAUAUAUAAGUGAACUAUU